Messenger RNA from Phlebotomus papatasi, 804 nucleotides. RefSeq lists its product as uncharacterized. NCBI's taxonomy places the organism in Eukaryota, Metazoa, Arthropoda, Insecta, Diptera, Psychodidae. The coding region runs from base 49 to 741 and encodes 230 amino acids. The transcript has 2 exons. The record is from RefSeq and is a predicted model, not a curated record.
AUUCACUUCAGCUCAUUGUCUCACUGAGGGUGGAAGUUCUUGUUGACGAUGAAGGUUUUUCUGUGUUUUGUGGCACUUUUUGCCUUCACAGCGGCAAAUAGUCAAUUUGCUGAAGAAUUGAGAAAUUUCCAUCGAGAUUUCACUGACUUCCACUACGAUGUCAACUAUUUCUUGCGCAUCGAACGUUUGAAUACGUCCGAAGAAAUUGCUGACUUCAAUCGUAUCUCUCUGGACAGAACCUGGGAUGCUGUUGUAGAAAUCAAGGAUUUUGCACAAAGCGCCCGAGAUGCCAUCAAUCAACGUGCAACAGAAAUUGGAAAUCAAAAUCCCUGCCUGAUUGCUCUCUAUGAGCGCCUUGAGGAAGAGGAAGAUCAAGCAGCCUAUCGUAUAAAUCGCUGUGCUACCCUAGCCGAAAGUGACUACAACGUGGGCUUGGACACAGGAUACUUUGGAACACUCAAUUAUGUCCAAAGAAUGGCAAGUUUCACCCUCCUACAAACCCUCUACACAGUCGGAUCAUACAAUCCUGUCGUAUGGGAAGAUCAAAUUCGCUAUGAAUUGGCCAUCACGUGGGAACAUCGUGAAGAUAUUCGCAUGGCAGAUUCUCUCGAUCACUAUCUCAAUGAAGUGCGCACUGGGAUGAACAUUGCCAACAUCAACUUCCACAACUGCAUCCAAACAGCCUCAGCUGUCUUUGGUGCUGAUGCCGACAGAAUAAGCAAUGAUGCUCAACAAUGCUAAUUUUAUGGCAUUUCUUUGGAAUAUUGCUUAAAAUUGUCAAUAAAAGGGAAAUCUAGAGAAACA